AGUGGAAAAGCUCCCGGUGCGCUAGCAAAAGAUCCCUUGUUAAGGAGGCUAGCAUUCAUCGUGUUUAGGGUUCUUAGUCUCAUUCUUGAGAAGGCGGCGAUUCGCGAAGCCGCGCGCCAUGUCGAUGUUCAUCCGAGUGAAGCGCAAGAAGACGACUUACUUCCUGCAUUGCGAUCCUUCCGAGACCGUGCUGGAGAUCAAGCAGAAGCUACAGGCACUGAGCGAGAACCAUGUCGAUGACCAGCGCCUCAUCUUGAUCGCCAACAAGCUCGUGCUGGAGGAUCACAAAACUCUCGCUGAUCAGAAGGUGGAGAACGAUGCGAUCGUUGCGAUGACUCUCAAGAUUCGUGAAACUGGUGAUUGGGAGGAAGUCGUGAUUGACAAGCCCGGCGAGCAUCCAAAGCCAGACACCGAUGCGAGCUGAAACGAGCAAAGCAACUGUAUAGUUCUUCCUCACUCAUCAGGUCACCACUCGAGGUUUUGUAAAUCUCUUUCAAUUGGAAGCUUUGAGGUUCUUGGUAUA
Selaginella moellendorffii is the source of this 523-nucleotide messenger RNA. RefSeq names its product ubiquitin. The transcript has 4 exons. Lineage: Eukaryota; Viridiplantae; Streptophyta; Lycopodiopsida; Selaginellales; Selaginellaceae. Gene Ontology annotation, molecular function: protein binding. The record is from RefSeq and is a predicted model, not a curated record. The coding region runs from base 119 to 424 and encodes 101 amino acids.